Salmo salar (Atlantic salmon) is the source of this 2960-nucleotide messenger RNA. RefSeq lists its product as uncharacterized. Gene Ontology annotation, molecular function: RNA polymerase II cis-regulatory region sequence-specific DNA binding; DNA-binding transcription factor activity. Gene Ontology annotation, biological process: regulation of transcription by RNA polymerase II. The record is from RefSeq and is a predicted model, not a curated record. Lineage: Eukaryota; Metazoa; Chordata; Actinopteri; Salmoniformes; Salmonidae.
AUUGUGAAUGCAGUUGAAAAAGUUUUUUGGGUCUUCGUGAUUUCACAGCCGAGACCGUGCAAGAAAUGCCUGAGCCUGUGUAGGGAUGUAUUUUGUAGUGGACUGUGAUUAAAGAAGUGGGAUGGAUUUUGUUAGUUGACGUGUUUAAUUUUGUAUGAUGUCGUUUCCCCCCUUUCCCGCAAUGUUUUUUUGUUGUUGUUUCUUAUUCAACACCCUGCCCAGCUGGUGGCGGUAAUGCGCCAUUAACAUUGGAUGCUAUUCGCCGUUAAACCCCAUCGAAGAAGAAGAAGCCAUAACACCAUAGAAGAAAAUUUCCAUUUUUGUGUGUAGUGAAGAAAGACCCACAGACCGGACUAAAUAGGCUCCCCAACUCUCAUUCGACUGAAAAUGUCUAAACUACAGUCGUUUCGUGUGUUUUUAAAUGAGCGCUUAACGGAGGCUGCUAUGGAGAUUUUCGGUGCAGUUGAGAAAGCGGUAGUGGAGUACCAGGAGGAGAAUGAUCGCCUACGGAGAAUGCUGCUGAUCACACCGGAGAUAAAACUAUGUGGAAUAGGCUCCCUGCAGCUCUCUCUUGCUGUCUCUGAAGAGGCGGUUCCCCCUGAGCAGCAGCACUGUGAGCAGGAGUGGAGCCACAGUCUGGGGCAGGAGGACCCAAAGCCCACACAGAUUAAAGUGGAACAGGAGGAACUCUGGACCAGUCAGGAGGAAGAGCAUCUUCAAGGGCUGGAGCCUGAUAUCAUAGAGUUCAAAUUUACUCCUUCCUGUGUGAAAAGUGAAUGUGAUCAGGAGGUCUCACUUCAGUCCUUAACUCUUCCCCUAACCCAGACUAUGGAGAACAGAGAGCGUGACUCUACACCAGUGGAUCUCAAACCUUGUGGCACUGUUACCAACCUUAAGGGUCUCGACAUUCCUUGUGACCGUCCAAGUAAUCAAAACAAUGCCUCCGGCCACAGCUCAGCCGUAAGCAGCCACCCAGUAGGACUUUACAGCAGCCCACCAAUGGAUGCCAACGCACCAUUGGGUGAACACCGUUCUAAACCCAGCACCACAUCUAUACAUAUUCACUGCUGCCAUGACUGUGGUGAAACAUUUGCUCUGAAAGCUGACCUGCAGAGGCAUUUGACUCACCCCAAGAAGAGACCCAGUGAAUGCCGCUUAUGCAAAAAACACUACAACUCCACCUGUAAACUGAAGACCCAUGUUCGACUUUGUCAGGGUGGGAAACCCUGCCUUGUUUGUGGCGAGACCUUCAAAUACAAAGGAGAUCUGUCCAGGCACAUGAAGACUCACAAAGGAGAGAAACCAUUCAGCUGUAGUGACUGUGGGAAAAGUUUCAAUCGCAAAGAGUACCUAACCGAACAUAUACGGACUCACACAGGAGAGAAACCAUUUAGCUGUGGUGUCUGUGGGAAAACCUUCAGUCAAAGGGGAGCCCUAGGGAGGCAUAUACGGACUCAUACAGGAGAGAAACCGUUUAGCUGUGGCGACUGUGGGAAAAGAUUCAGGCAGAAGGGUGACCUAGGGAAGCAUAUGUUGACUCACACAGGAGAGAAAAUAUUUAGCUGUGGUGACUGUGGGAAAUGUUUCAGUCGCAAGCAUACUAACUGAUCAUAUACUGACUCACACAGGAGAGAAAUCAUUUAACUGUAGAGACUGAAGGGUGACCUAAGGAGGCACAUACUGACUCACACAGGAGAGAAACCAUUUAACUGUCGAGACUGAAGGGUGACCUACUGACUCACACAGGUGAUAAGCACACGGUUGCUCAGUUUGUGGUAGAACAUUCAUUCGUAAGGCUCAUCUGCUGAAACACGUGAAUAACGUCCACAAAGAAAGAAGUCAGGACAAAAGCGGAAAGAAAGAAGAUUAGGACAUAACGUCCAAAAGUUCAAGUUUAAGUUUUUGUCAAAGAAGAAACCCGCGCACUGCUCUUGCUAGUAUCACUGCUCUUUAUUAAGCUUUACGUAUCGGCCUCAAAGCUCUAACGAAGGGCCUUGACGCCGAUACGUAAAGCUUAAUAAAGAGCAGUGAUACUAGCAGUUUUCCCAUCAAGAGAAGAACUGUUCUGUAGCCUAGUAUGUAUUUAAGUGUUUGUAUUAUACGUUUUCCACGUGUUAUGUAUCCUAAGUGUUUUCUCGUACUAUUUUGUAUGCUAUGUUUGAUUUAUGCAAAAUCUGCAUUUCUUCAGUUUGUGUAACUGAACAAGAAUGACUAAAGCCAAAGUCAGUCGCUCGCUCGUUCACUCGUUCGCCAUUUAGAAAAUAUCAAGGUGACCUAAAAAUAGGAUAUGAUAACAAUGGUUUUUGUAAUUGCUCAACAAACCAUUGUAGCCUAAUGGCAGGCAGUAAUUGGGCUUCAAGUAUGUCUACAGAUAUUCUAUAAUUAAACAUGAAGUAGCAAGUUAAGCGACGUUGUCAUAGACCUAAUAGGUUGACCUUAAGGUUAUUGGUUAAGCUACAGUGAAAUGUGUGAGCUUUUAGAUAACGGUACACUAUAGGCCUAAUAGAUGCGAAUGUUGGAGCGGCUCAGAUGUAACCCGAUGGCUUAAUACUAGGUAGGUCUAUUGAUGACAUCCCUUUCAUGCAUGUCCAAACGGUCUUAGCUGUUAGCCGUUGUCAGAGAUGUAUUGUGUUUAGCCUAGCUGUUUGCUAGCCCCAUUGAAAUGUAGAAAUGCAGCCUCUGUUUUCGUUAUGCUAGCUAGCUAAUAAGUAUAUGUUUUGUAUGCAAAUGUACAGUAAGCUCAUAAGUAUACUUACACAUUCUACUUACCUAUUUUGACCUGUUGCGAAGGAGGCCCUCGACAUAAGAAGACUAGAGGCCAUUGUUGGUAGGAUUAACAUUGUUUAUCAUAUUUUUUAAAUUUCUGUUAGCAGAUCAUUGAUAAUGGCUUAUAAUUGGUUGUUUCGUGUGCGUGUCUUUUUUUAAUAGAAAAUAAAAUAUAAACUCUGUGGAUCUGGAAA